This is a messenger RNA of Halichondria panicea, 776 nucleotides long. RefSeq names its product protein THEM6-like. The transcript has a single exon. Bases 58 to 672 code for a protein of 204 amino acids. Lineage: Eukaryota; Metazoa; Porifera; Demospongiae; Suberitida; Halichondriidae. The record is from RefSeq and is a predicted model, not a curated record.
CGGUCAAGCCACGCCCAACUACUGGAAACUCAGAUAAACCCAACUUCACAAGCAAGGAUGUUCUUUUUUGUUCUUUCCUGCCUGUUAAUUGCUCUCUUUGCAUUUGUGGACGUCUGGUACUUUGUGAGAGGGAUCAAGUUUGGUGUUGAACUUCUUUCGAAACAAAGGAAAAGAUCCUCAAAAGAUGAGAUACUUUCUGUGAGUCGAGCCAAUGGAAUGGUCCUUCCAUCUGACAUCGAUAUGUGGUGGCACAUGAACAACUCCAAGUAUUUGAGAGAGAUGGAUUUCGGAAGAAUAAAGUUUUUUUCUGAUAAAGAUGUCCGUACGAUCUUAUCUAGACUAAAGGGACGACUUGCCUUGAGUGCAAUCAGUAUACGAUAUCGAAGGUCUUUGUUGCUUUGGCAACGGUUCACCAUUGAGACCAAGAUCUUAUGCUGGAAGAACGAUGGAUUUUAUUUGGAGCAAAGAUUUGUUGGAGAUAGUGACAAAUUUAUCUACGCAAUCGCUCUAGUCAAGAUGGUAGUUCGAGGUGAAGGAGUGAAUAUGGACGUUGUCAUGGAGAAUAUCGUAGGAGAAAGUUUUCUGAGCCCACCACUCCCUCCAGAGGUCAAAUGUUGGAUGAAUAGUAUUGCCGAGUCUAGCGAGGGAUUGAAAAAAGAGAGAACCAGAUAAAUACUUAACUGACAUUCAUUUGCCAUAUUUAUUGAUUUGAUUUUAGCCUUCUAAUUAAAUAUGCAUAUAAAUUGGCAAAAAUUAAUGAUAAUAAUUCACAUCAA